CUCGGUGCGUAUCGACGUCGCGCGCGAACAUGCGCUCGGUGUCACCCGCGACCAUGACGCGCUCGGUGUCGAGCGCGCGCCUCGGGUCGACCACCUCGUCGACGACGCCGCGCCGGGCGACGGAUGCGCGGCGUCGCCCGGCGCCGCUCCGCCAGCCUCUGAGGGUCACUUCCGUCGCGUCGGAGGAGCGACCGGCGCCCGCGACCGAACGCCGCGACCGAACGCCGCCGCGACGUCCCGACGCCUACGCGCCACCCGCCGUGACCCUGACGCGCGGCCAACUCGUGCGCAAGGACGUCGUCACGCGCACCACGGGCGUGCGCCUGGGCACCGCGACGAACCUGUGGGUGGACGUGGACGAGUGGGAGGUUGUCGCGCUCGACGUGCGGCCGUACGUGCGCGGCGCGCUGCUCAACGGCGUCGGCGGCGGCGCCGUCGACCACGUUCUCAUGUCUUCGCUGCGCCAGGUGGGUGACGUCAUCCUCGUGCACGACGAAUCCGCCGUGGAGCGAAGGUGGAGCUCGUACGGCCUGAGCACCGUCGUGGGAUGCGACGUCGUCACCGAACGCGGCACGUACAUCGGGCGGGUGCGGGAUUACGAGUUCGACCCGGACGACGGCUUGGUCCAACGAAUCGUCGUGGACGCCCUCGGGCUGCCCAUCGUCCCCGAGGGCGUCGUCAGCACCUACGCGGUGGACGUCGGCGAGAUCCUCAGCGUGGGCAUGGACAGGAUAAUCUUGGCCGAGGGCGCGGAGUCGCGCGUGGAGCAGCUCAGCGCCAGCCUGCUCCAGAGGCUGCAGCUCACCGCGCCGCCGUGGGAGGACGACCUCGCGACGUACGCGGACUACUACGAGGCGGACGUGCGCGCGAGGCAGCAGGCGGAGUGGGAGCGGCAGCAGGCGUGGGCGCAGCAGGGGUAUCAGCAGCGGGGGUAUCAGCAGCAGCAGGCGAGGUAUAACCCGACUCGGGGGACCUACUCCGAGGACUACUACGCCGCGCCGCCGCCGGCGGCGGCGGGGAUACCGCUGGUGCGCCCCAAUCAGCCGUACGAGCGACGUGACGCGGACGGCGGCUACGGCGACCGACCUCCCGCGGCCGCCGCCCGCCAGGGAGAGCGCCAGGGGCGAGCCAUCGGCGACUGGAUGGUCCGGGACGAGCGGGAUCUCGAGUACGAGUACGAGUACGCCGACGGCGGGUACGCUUCGGAGACGAACGGACGCGUGCAGCGCGGCGGGGAUACGAACCGUCGGGUGGAAUCGCCCCCGCCCCCGCCCGCGGACGCGUGGGCGCGAGCCGCGCCGGAGCGAGACGACGGAUCCGGGGCGAAGAAAUCGCGGGGAGGAACAACAAACGGGGACGCCCCGCAGUCCCCGGGCAGGAAGGGCUUCGACGCCGACGAGGACAUGUUGUAA
This is a messenger RNA of Micromonas commoda, 1412 nucleotides long. Its product is annotated as dehydrogenase. Bases 54 to 1412 code for a protein of 452 amino acids. The record is from RefSeq and is a predicted model, not a curated record. NCBI's taxonomy places the organism in Eukaryota, Viridiplantae, Chlorophyta, Mamiellophyceae, Mamiellales, Mamiellaceae. The transcript has a single exon.